Molecule: messenger RNA, 348 nt
Organism: Echinostoma caproni
Lineage: Eukaryota; Metazoa; Platyhelminthes; Trematoda; Plagiorchiida; Echinostomatidae
Source: the annotation of a GenBank genome assembly
AUGUCGGGAAAUAGCGAAGAAGGCCUCGAAGGCCAAGGUAUCGAAGGUUGCCAAAAAAAGCGCAGGAGGAAGAAGAGAAACGCCAUCUACAUCUACAAGGUGUUGCGUCAGGUUCAUCCGGACACCGGUAUCUCUUCGAAAGCCAACUCUAUCAUGAACUCGUUCGUCAAUGACAUCUUUGAGCGUAUUGCCUCCGAGUCAAGCCGUUUAGCUCACCACAACAAACGCUCGACCAUCACGAGCAGAGAGAUCCAAACUGCAGUUCGUCUUCUGUUGCCUGGUGAGUUGGCUAAGCAUGCCGUCUACAAAUGUACCGAGGCGGUGAUCAAGUACACUAGCAUGAAAUAG